Gossypium arboreum is the source of this 1395-nucleotide messenger RNA. RefSeq names its product cyclin-U2-1-like. Lineage: Eukaryota; Viridiplantae; Streptophyta; Magnoliopsida; Malvales; Malvaceae. Gene Ontology annotation, molecular function: protein kinase binding. The transcript has 2 exons. Bases 52 to 861 code for a protein of 269 amino acids. Gene Ontology annotation, biological process: regulation of cyclin-dependent protein serine/threonine kinase activity. The record is from RefSeq and is a predicted model, not a curated record.
AACAAAGUAAUUCUCAUUAUUUUUGGCCGGCUUCCACCACCAACCUCCCAAAUGGGGGCCCUCAAGAAAACCAAUACCCUUUCUCAGCUAAGUUCAUUCUAUAAAAUUCUCAUUAAAACCUCACAUUUCUUUUCAAUCCUCUCUUCUGUAAAACCCAAAAUGGCUACUUCAUCAUCGUCAUCCUCAUCUUCUAUUGCAAUUUCCCCAAGAAAGCUUCGAUCCGAUCUCUAUUCUUAUUCCUAUAAGAACGAUGGGAAUAACCCAUUGGUGAUCACUGUUCUUGCUUCUCUUAUUGAGAGAACAAUGGUUAGGAACGAAAGGAUUGAUGCCAAGAACCGUGGACGACAGACAUUGAGACAAAGAGAUUUUAGGAGCAAAGUUUUCGAUUGCCAUGAAGCACCGGACAUGACGGUUCAAUGCUACCUAGAGAGAAUUUUCCGAUAUACCAAGGCUGGACCGUCGGUUUAUGUUGUGGCAUAUGUAUAUAUCGAUCGGUUUUGUGAGGCAAAUCCUGGGUUUCGGAUUACUGCUCGGAAUGUGCAUAGGCUUCUCAUUACGACCAUGAUGGUGGCUUCUAAGUAUGUUGAAGACAUGAAUUAUAGGAAUUCAUACUUUGCACGAGUGGGUGGAUUGACAACAAAAGAAUUAAACAAAUUGGAGGUUGAAUUAUUGUUUUUGAUGGGUUUCAAGUUGCAUGUAAAUGUGAGUGUGUUUGAGAGUUAUUGUAGUCACUUGGAGAGGGAAGUGAGCAUUGGAGGAGGAUACCACAUUGAAAGGACUAUAAGAUGUGCUGAGGAAAUCAAAUCAAGACAAAGUGAAGCCCAAAGGAUAUACAAUCAUAUUGCUCGCAUUUUGUUAUAAUCUACAUCUUUAAACCAUUUGCAAUUAGUUGUUUCUAUUUAUUUUUUAUGUACAUAGAUGUAUAAAUAUGUCAUGGUUUGUAGUGGGGGUUCACACCAUAAAAAGUGUGGAGAUCUCAUUGUAAUAGGUGCCGUUCAUAUCAGGAAUGCGUGAAGAGGGUUUUCUAUAAACAAAUCCAAGCUUGGAGCAAGUCCAAUUUUAUGAUGAUUUUUGUGUUGGGCUUGAUUGUAGGUCUAAUUUAAAACGUGAAUUGGAUUUGAGUGAGUUGAAUAUGAUUGUUCUGGGAUUGAUGAACCUAGAGAGUUGAAAUCAUUUAAUGAGAGUGGAAUUGACGUGACAAUUUUUUUAGUGACAUUUUGAUAUCACAUGUGCUUUCAUGGCGUCGCAUUGGAAGUGUCAGUGUAAGGCCAAUACAAAGGAGUGAUGUAUAACUAUAGUGUAUGUUGUGCUGUGGUUUUCAACAAAUGCAAUACUAGUAUUGCUAUUUUUUUUACUACAGUAGUUCCAAUAGAUUCAAUUAUUUUUAAAGGUUCA